Molecule: messenger RNA, 1520 nt
Organism: Aspergillus versicolor CBS 583.65
Lineage: Eukaryota; Fungi; Ascomycota; Eurotiomycetes; Eurotiales; Aspergillaceae
Product: Mob1/phocein family protein
Exons: 3
Coding region: 274-1146 (290 amino acids)
Biological process (GO): cell division; signal transduction; positive regulation of protein phosphorylation
Cellular component (GO): cytoplasm; nucleus
Molecular function (GO): protein kinase activator activity
Source: RefSeq, a predicted model, not a curated record
AUUGCCGCGUCUCCUUAAAAUGCAUAUUGAAUAGAGCCCCUGAACACGGAGUCAGGAUGCCGCGCUAUUUGCUUAACUGCAUUGGUAUUGCUGCUCUCUUUGUGCUUGUUUGUUCUGCGCCCAUGUUCCCCUUUUUCUCCCUACUGUUAUAACCCUGGUCACUUCCCAGCUCUACGCAAAUCUGGGUCACAAAUACUAACACAGCUGCUUUUAUACAGCCGCCAAGGUUUUGGCAGAGGCGGCAAUAAUAAAAACAAUAACAACGCCAACAAGAUGAAUACCGGAAGCCCUACCCAGUCCCCCGCUUCCCAGGGCCCUCCUGGCCAUGUGUCUAAUUCACCGUCUUUGGCCUCGAACCACUCCACCAUCGAGAACACUGCUGUUUACGACCCCGAUGCCCCAAAGUACUUUUUUCAGGAGAAAUAUGCGCCGCUUAAUGUUAAGGGUAACUUCUUAACGCUGUGCGCUUGCCCAAAGAACGUGGAACUCGGAGAAUGGCUAGCCCACCAAAUCGUUGAACAAUACCGUCUACUUCAUGGCAUGCUCCAAGUCAUUCAAGAAGUGAAUAGUAAUACCGGACUUCCCAUUUGCAACGAGACCACCUGCCCAACCAUGUCUGCUGGCCGUCUGACUUACACUUGGCUCGUGGAUUCACAAGCCGCAAAAAUCUCCGCUCCCAAGUUCAUCAACCGGGUGGAGAAAUGGAUUGUCAGCAAGAUUCAUGACCCAGUGAUGUUCCCAACAGAGAAAGUAACGGGAGUCCCUGAGACGUUUGCGCUUAAUGAGGCUUUGGGCGCUCAAGCCUCAAAUGCCGCCGCCAAUGCCGCCGGUGAGGAUUGGAUCGGCAAGUCCAGCGGCUUUCCACGGACUUUCUACAAAGACUGCCAGGGGAUUAUGAAGCAGAUGUUCCGCUGCUAUGCGCAUCUAUACCAUGCACACUGGCUGAACCCCUUCUGGCACAUUAACAAGCAUGACAUCCUCAACAUGUGCUUUGUUCAUUUUGUUACUGUUGCGAAAUACUACAAGCUUGUAUCUGACAAGGAAAUGGAGCCGAUGCAGCCCCUGAUUGACCUGUUCAUCAAGCAGCAGCGUAUCCCGCCAGAGGCUCUUUCCGGUGGUCACUGGGGGCAGCAGGGCUCUAGCUAAUCUCGAUAACAUAGUACCUCUUCUUCCUUUGAUGACGAACAUGUUUCUAACCUGGCGUUGGAACCCGAUUUCUUUUGAUUUACUAUCAUUGCCAUUCCUGCUUUCGGUUGUUGCCAUUUUCCAGCAUAUGGAUGAUCGGCUGAUAAUGCGAACACGGUUGAGAAUUCGAGCAUUUAGCACGCAGAGCGAACAUUCUGUUCUUGUGAUUAUGCAUAUCCCCUCCCUUUAUUUUACUCGCGCGCGAAACCUCCCAUAAACGUUACUAUUUCAUCUAGACCAAUGCAGAAGAUCUCAGAUGGACACAUAUCAUGCGUCAAUUAGUUUAGCUUGGACAACCAAUCGAACAAUGGAGGUACAUGGCCAGAUCAUCCAAC